Messenger RNA from Oncorhynchus masou masou (cherry salmon), 1126 nucleotides. RefSeq lists its product as uncharacterized. Gene Ontology annotation, molecular function: transmembrane signaling receptor activity. The transcript has 4 exons. Lineage: Eukaryota; Metazoa; Chordata; Actinopteri; Salmoniformes; Salmonidae. Gene Ontology annotation, cellular component: plasma membrane. The annotation marks the transcript as partial. The record is from RefSeq and is a predicted model, not a curated record.
CAACACCCUGACUAAAGAGAGAGACCAGCUACAGAAUAGUCUCACCACGAGGACCAAAGACAGGGACCAGCAGCAAAAUAGUCUUAAAGUCAUGACUGCUGAAAGGGAUCAAUUAAAAAAUAAUCUUAACUCACGGACAAAAGAGAGAGACCAGUUACAGAAUAAUCUAAAUACCAGGACCACAGAGAGAAACCAGCUACAGAAUAGUCUCACAACCAAAACUAAGGAGAACGACCAGUUGCAGAAUACUCUCACCACAAUAACUCAGGAGAGAGACCAGCUACAGAAUAGUCUAAAUACCAGGACCACAGAGAGAAACCAGCUACAGAAUAGUCUCACAACCAAAACUAAGGAGAAAGACCAGUUGCAGAAUACUCUCACCACAAUAACUCAGGAGAGAGACCAGCUACAGAAUAGUCUAAAUACAAAAACUAAGGAGAGAAACCAGCUACAGAAUAGCCUAAAUACCAGGACCACAGAGAGAGACCAGCUACAGAAUAGCCUAAAUACCAGGACCACAGAGAGAGACCAGCUACAGAAUAGUCUCACCACGAGGACCAAAGACAGGGACCAGCAGCAAAAUAGUCUUAAAGUCAUGACUGCUGAAAGGGAUCAAUUAAAAAAUAAUCUUAACUCACGGACAAAAGAGAGAGACCAGUUACAGAAUAGUCUAAAUACCAGGACCGCUGAGAGAGACCAGCUACAGAAUAGUCUAAAUACCACAACCACUGAUAGAGACCAGUUUAAAACGAGGCUUAGGUUCUAUGAGAAACCCUGUCUGGAUGGAUGGUGGAAGUUUGGCACCAGCUGUUAUUAUGUCUCCUCCACGAUGAACACAGCUGGGGCCGGUCAGAAGGAGUGCAGAACAAUGGGAGGAGAGUUGGUUAUUAUAAACAGCAGAGAAGAACAGAUAUUUAUCCAUGGAUUUAAGAAGAAUGUCUGGAUUGGUACAUAUAAAAAAGACAGAAUCUGGCAGUGGGUUGACAGCACACCAUUUAAACCUACGUAUUGGAUGACAGGGGAACCUAAUACCUUGAAUGACGAGGCGGCUUGUGUUGAGAUCUCACAGACGGCAUCAGACCCAUUGAAGAGUUGGAAGGAUGGACCGUGUAUUCCAAAACAAUGG